AUGUACCCUAUAUCUAUUUCGGCCCCUUCUAUCUCUCUCAGUCCCUUCUAUCUCUCUCAGUCCGUCUCACCCUCACUCUCCAAAAAAUCAAACACAGCUCCUCCGUCGAGUCCGUCAAUUUCAACACCGCUCAUUUGUCCAGUUCAAAGGCAUUCCUCCGGCGACACACACAGAGAUACAGGAGGCCCACAUUAUGGAUUGGUUGAGGACACACUAAGAACUGGGGGAUCUGGACACCCCAAAGAAGUUUUACCUAAUGAGUUGUAUAGUCAAUUGGCUAUCUACAUUGCAGCUGCUCAUGCUUUGAAACCAAAUUACAAUAUGCCUAAUCUGAUGCUUGAUGAUGAUGCAUUUUUGGCAUCUGUGGAAACUCAACCACACUCCCCAUUUGGUGUACUCGCUCCAAAUGAAUCAUUUGCAACCUACCAACACCAUGAGACAUGUAGUGGAAAUAUGCAAUCAAGUGGCUCAACUUCUUUGUCAGCCACAACUCGAAAGAAGAAUAUGGGAGUUAACAGGAUACGGUGGGGCAGAGGGAGGCGUGAAAACCUGAACUUCAACAGAUUCGGUCAAGCUUUUUCUCCUCGUGACAAUGUGGCCAGAUUUGGCCGCUACAUAGCCAUGUUGGCUCGUGAUGGUGGAUUGAUCCUAAUUGAUUCACUUGAUUGGCGCAAAAUAGAUUCUUCGAAACUUGAUCGAGUGUGGUUGUUGGUCCAGGCCACUAUAGAAUGGACAAAUUCAAGAGCUGCUGGCAAUGAGGAGAAAGUCAGGGGUAUUGUGGAAACGAAAAUACAUGAUCGUUUCAGGACAUGGAGGGCUAAACUCUGUAAGUUGUAUUAUGUUCCCUUUGAGAAUUCCGAGCAGAGGAAGCAUUGCGAUGAUGCUAGGGUAAUCCAAACACAAUGGCAAGCCUUGGUAGCUCAUUGGGAUAAAAUGGAAAAUAAGCGGAGAUGUGCAACUAAUGCCAAGAAUCAAAGAAUGUUAAAGACGAGUCACACAACUGGGUCAACAACUUUUAUUCAAAUACAGAAUGAUUAUGAUGAAGAACAUGAUGGAUGUGAACCUGAUUGUGUGACCUUUUUCAGAAUGACACACACAAGAGGACCUAAGCAACUUCCAGAGCAUGCUGAAUCUGCUAGAAUGAUGUUGGCGUUUGAAAAUCUGGAAGUGGAGGUUUGUGAGUGUGGUGAAGGGGUAACAACAGAGGUUCGCAAUAGGAUUUAUGCCGAAGUGCUGGGGCCAGAGAAGCGAAAUCAAGUGCGUGGCUUUGGCCUUGGAGUUGGUUAGGCAGAUGUACUAGGAAUUGUUACUGAGUAGUGAGGUCUUUCUAGGGAAGUGAAGUAUCUUCGGGAAGCUUAUGAAGCUCAGAAACAUGAGGCAAAUGAGAAAGUGGAAAAGAUGAAAAAAGAGUCAGAAGAAAGCAUACAAAGGCUUAGGGCCGAACAAGAGGAGAAUUUAAGGUUAGCAAAGGUGCAAAUGGCUGAGCAAUUGAAAUUCAUGUUGGCACAUGUAGGCAACAACAUUGGUUCAUUUGGAGUGGGUGCUCUACAAAGUACUUUAACUCAGCAACAAGGGUAUGGAAGCUCACACGGUCAGAUUUCGCUUUUCGAAGGUGGAAAUGACAAGAAUGUGCAGUGUGGACCUCCGGUUUCUAGUGCUAUGAUGCAUGAGGAUUGCCAAAGUGAGAAUACUGGUUAGUUGUCAUCAAGCAGACCUUGUAAAUGAGUAUUUUGUUUAUAUAUUGCUAGUUUAACCAUUAGUACGUUUAAAUUGGGGAUACAAGCUUGGAUAUGUUGUAUUUUGUUGUAUAUAGAGAAUCCCGGGUAUGUCCAGCAUAGGAUAACAUGUAUUUUUUGGUUUAACAUUUGGAUGGGUUGUAUUGUUAGGUUGGAUGAAUCGGUCUUAGCCAAGAACAUGAGUUAUGUAAUAUAUUAACUUCACUAUUUUAGUGCUAAUGUUAAUGAAGCUAAUGUUGAUUUA
Molecule: messenger RNA, 1980 nt
Organism: Malus domestica (apple)
Lineage: Eukaryota; Viridiplantae; Streptophyta; Magnoliopsida; Rosales; Rosaceae
Source: RefSeq, a predicted model, not a curated record